Saccostrea echinata is the source of this 858-nucleotide messenger RNA. RefSeq names its product sushi, von Willebrand factor type A, EGF and pentraxin domain-containing protein 1-like. The record is from RefSeq and is a predicted model, not a curated record. The transcript has 6 exons. The coding region runs from base 1 to 858 and encodes 285 amino acids. Lineage: Eukaryota; Metazoa; Mollusca; Bivalvia; Ostreida; Ostreidae.
AUGCAAGUACUUAAAGGGUGCUUCAUAUAUGUAUUUUUACUUUCUACUCUGGCAAACGGGUCUCUGAAGCAUGCCUAUGAAAGUUUACAAUGGGGUAAGCGAUUCGUAGGAAGAUUACUGACCAAUAUUGUUCAGGUCAGUCCAUUAGACUGUGCUGAGGAGUGCCUGGUUCGUUCUGGAUGUCUGUCCUUCAACUACAGACGGGCUGCACUAUUUUGUGAACUAAAUUAUGAAAAUGGCACCAGUUCUGAUACAAGGCUGACUAAUGAAGACGGUUGGAUCUUUGGUCGACGAGAUUCUUGGCCUAUGGAAAUUACCGAGGAAUGCCAGAACAAAAGAUGUCAAAUCAAUGAAAAAUGUAUCUUGAAAGCUCUACACAUCGCAGAUUGUGAGAUAGCGCACUGUCAUCCAUCGAACCUUACCCUUCCAAAGAACGUCAAAAAUUUCAGUUCUGACAUAGCUUUAGAUUUUGGUAGCAAACAUAAGUUGUCCUGCUCAGACGGAUAUAAUCAGACGGGAGACGGAAUCGUUAAGUGCCUAAGGAACGGAACUUGGAGUGACGUCAACAUAAGGUGUAAUGAUUUAUCUGCAUCCUUACAUAAAUGCCAUCUUCAAAACUUAUCUCUACCAGAGAAUGUCAAGAAUUUCACCUCCGAUAUUGCUGCAGAUUUAGGAACCAGAUAUAACCUGUCUUGUGUUGACGGAUAUAAUCAGAUAGGGGACGGAAGGGUAGAGUGUCUGCGGAACGGAUCCUGGAGUGACUUAAAUAUAACUUGUGAAAAAACCCUUCAGAGAUGUUUCUACAAAUACCAGAAAAAUACAACGGUUAAAACGUACAGUGAUUCCCAGGUGUGUUAA